This is a messenger RNA of Manihot esculenta (cassava), 1331 nucleotides long. RefSeq lists its product as uncharacterized. The record is from RefSeq and is a predicted model, not a curated record. The transcript has 6 exons. Gene Ontology annotation, molecular function: ubiquitin binding. Lineage: Eukaryota; Viridiplantae; Streptophyta; Magnoliopsida; Malpighiales; Euphorbiaceae. Bases 121 to 1125 code for a protein of 334 amino acids.
UAAUAUAAAUUCACAAAAAAUCAAACGCAACAGCAGAACCAGCAGACCUAAUCCCCAAGCCAAAAACCCCAUACAACCCCGAUAAUCACUUCACCAGGAAACCCUAGAAUUCGCUGGAAAAUGUCAGCUGUAGUUUGCGGGAGCAAGAGAUCCUUCAUGCUGGAGGAUCUUCCAUCGCCUCCUGUAUCUAAAAGGCUUCGAUGCAGUUCCUCUUCUUCUUCACCUGUUCGCUUCUCUCCUUCCCCCCCUCUCCAUCAGCUCAGGGCUCUUUUCCCGCACGUCGAUUCUCAGCUUCUUGAGAGAGCACUUUUUCAAUCUUCUAACGAUUUGGACUCUGCUAUCAAGAGCCUGAAUGAGCACUGUUUAGAAUCUGCAGAUCAUAAUUCAAAUUCUGCUGAAGAAGCUAGUCUAAAUGAGCAAGGUGUGUUAAUUUUUUACAUCUAUUUGCUUCUUGUGGAAAUGAUCAAUUUUAGUUAUGGGAUUCAUGUGAUGAUUCAUUGUCUAGAGCAGUUUAUUGUUUUGAUGGAGCUGCAUUUAGCUUUGCAGUGUGAAAAUGGCAUGAUCAGUAGAACCAAAUUGUCACUUACAGUUAUGAGCAUCAUAUGGUAUUCUAUAUCAGAAAAGACAUUCACAGCUCCUAUCAAAUUGACAGGUACUUUGACCAAUGAUGGAGAUGCUACUCCUUCUGAGAAUACAUCAGUGCCAAACAAGCUUCCUGUGGAUGGUGCAGAAUGGGUGGACUUGUUUGUGAGAGAAAUGAUUAGUGCUACUGGUGUUGAAGAUGCCAGAGCCCGUGCGUCAAGGGUGCUGGAGAUUUUGGAGAGAUCUAUCAGUAAGAAUGCUGCUGAAAAUGCAGCUCAGAGUUUACAGAAGGAAAACCUGAUGCAAAAAGAGCAUAUUGAAGUUCUGAUGCGAGAGAACUCCAUCCUGAAAAGAGCUGUGUCUAUCCAGCAUGAACGUCAGAAAGAGUUUGAAGAUAAACAUCGGGAGUUGCAGCAGUUGGUAUCUCAAUAUCAACAGCAGAUAAAAACUCUUGAGAUGAACAACUACGCGUUGAUGAUGCAUUUGAGACAGGCCCAGCAAAGCAGUCCCAUCCCAGGGCGUUUCCAUCCUGAUGUCUUUUAAUAAAGAUGUGAACCAAUAUAUGAUUUGAUAUAUUAGCAAAUUCACGCUUUGUUGCAACUGCAAUUUGUGUUGGGCUUGGCAUAAGUUGUGCGUGUUAAGCAAGUAGAGUUUGUCAUGUAUGUUUCCCUAUUUUCAGUGGAUAUGAGAGGCCACUAGCCCAGUGUGGCAUUUUAUAAAGGAAAAAAAUUAAUUGGUUUUCUUUUAAA